This is a messenger RNA of Nothobranchius furzeri (turquoise killifish), 1712 nucleotides long. Its product is annotated as Ras-related and estrogen-regulated growth inhibitor-like protein. NCBI's taxonomy places the organism in Eukaryota, Metazoa, Chordata, Actinopteri, Cyprinodontiformes, Nothobranchiidae. The record is from RefSeq and is a predicted model, not a curated record. Gene Ontology annotation, molecular function: GTPase activity; GTP binding.
AGCUACAGGAAGCCACCUCAGAGGGUCUGAGGGGCCACGUGUGGCCCCAGAGCCACAGAUAGAGGACCCCUGUCCUCACAAAGACACAAAGGCUCUAUGGUCUCAACUUCAGUCACCCACCAAUCAGAGCGUGCAGUCAGGCUGAGGCCACGCCCACUCCCACUAUAACAGGACCAGGAGCUGCAGCAGGAAUCACAGAAGCUUGAGAUCCAGAAAACAGAACCUGCAGAGAUUCCUGAUGGUGGUGGAGGACAGAAGCCGUGUGGAGGUGAUGGAGGGAAACCAGCAGAGGGUGGAGGUGAACAUCCUGCUGCUGGGGGGACGAAGCGUCGGAAAGACGGCUCUGACUGUCAGAUUUCUGACCAGAAGGUUUAUAGGAGAAUAUGGAGAUAUCGAGUCGAUCUACAGUCGAGUCGACAGAAUCGAUGGUCAGGAGACCUGCAUCAACAUCUGGGACUCUCUGGCCGGAUUGAACAGCAGCUCCAUCAGCGACAAACAGCUGCAGUGGGCCGACGGGACCAUCCUCGUCUACGACAUCUGUGACCGUGGCAGCUUUGAGGCGGUUCGGCAGCAGCUGCAGCUGAUUCGCCGUGGCAGGAAACCAUCAUCUGUUCCCGUCGUCAUCGUAGGGAACAAGCGUGACCUGCAGCAACAUCGCAGAGUCUCUGGUGAAGAGGGUCGGCUGCUCGCUCUGACAGAGAGAUGUGGGUUCUUUGAAGUGUCGGCGGCUGAGACGUACCACGGCGUCCUGCUGGUGUUCCACCAGCUGGUGGACCUGGUCAGAGAGACUCGAGCACUGAGAAAGAGCGUGGCUAGGGUCAAGGGCAUCGUCAGGACCGUGUCUGCCGUGUUUGGGAAGAAACGGGCCGAGUAGAUGCAACACAGAGUCAUGUCCAGUGAUCCAAAUGAGAAGAAGCCAGUAAGGACUUCCUGUCUGAGGCCUACUGCGGAGAGCCUGGAUGAGCUGAAGAAGGUUGAAGGGACGAUUCAUAGAUUGGAAGUUGAUCACAAGAGAUUUUGCAGAUGUUUAUUUUCAGGUUGAAGCAGAGCGGGAAGCAUGUAGGAGCUAUCAUAGGCUAGGAGGAAGUUUGGUUCCUCAGAGGAGGAAUCCUGGAGACUCUGAUUCCAGACAAUCCUGGUAAUCCUGAUCCUCAGAAGAUAAGCCAGGACUCUGAUGGUUCUAAUGAAUGUUCGGCCAGUCCUACCAUCAAGUUUUGUUCUAUUGUAAUUAUAUUUUAUAGAAAUAAAAUAUAAACACCUUGAGGUUGGACCAUGAAGAAUUGGCCUGUAGGAGGCGCUAACAGAUCCACACUCAGCUGAAGGUCCAAGAGUCCUCAGACAAACUAACAAGUGAGAUGUUCCCAGAUGUUUGAUCUGUUUCAUGGUGAAGUAGCUGAGCUGUUUCUAGAAACACCCUGAGAUGGUCAUUUCAGUCUGAGGAACAUCUCCUGAUGUUCAGGAGGAAGAAUCGAGUCUGUUUCUAAAAAGUGACCGGUUGUCUUCUUCGUUUUUAUGAAAUGUUUUUAUUGAUUUUUUUCUGUUCUGCUGAUACUUGGAUUAAACGUUAAAAACAGAGGAACGUUUUGGUAUUUGUUAAAGCAGAGCUGUAUUUUUUGUGUUAAAGUUGUGAAGCAGCUCCUCAUGUGGUGCAAAAGAAGAAACACCUGAAUAAAGAAAAUUCCAAAUCUUAAAAUCUUUAUUUCAUCACGCCU